Acanthosepion pharaonis is the source of this 8868-nucleotide messenger RNA. NCBI's taxonomy places the organism in Eukaryota, Metazoa, Mollusca, Cephalopoda, Sepiida, Sepiidae. The record is from the annotation of a GenBank genome assembly.
AUGCUAAGCAAAUACGGGCUCUUUUUUGGCGGGGACAAGGCAAGGCGCGACCAGUUGUGCUCGUCCCAGGUUCUGUCUCAUGUCCGCCACAUAGAAACUGAUGAUAAUCUAUCUAUCUAUCUAUCUAUCUAUCUAUCUAUCUAUCUAUCUAUCUAUCUAAAUUCUUACCUCACAGCAUGCCUAGAUCAGUGUAGAAUCCUGCAUCUAUCACCCAACAUGUCAACGAAAUCGAGGCGUGCGAGAGGACGUCCGCCGAAGACUCCUUUGUCGGGUCGGACUAAUUUUCUAAAGAGACCUCGGGCUUACACUGGCAGUAGCUUUGUCGAUAGCCAUCACCAACAUUUGGACGGUGCUUCUGGUGGUACAGGAACGUUUGGUGGUUCUCACCUGGGGCACCACGGUCAUCACCAUCAUCAUUUGGGUAGAGGUGGUAUCCGGGGACCCCGCCUGAGAGAGGCUGCUCAAAAGAGCCGCACCUACAUCCAACAGAUGCUUGAGGACGAUGACGAUGAUGCUCCCAGGAACCUCGAUCCAGACCCCGACAAGUCCAGCGACAUUACCGAUGUGGACACUAUUGACGAUGACCACUGCUCGGACGAUACUUACGAGGAAUCAGAGUCUGUCUACAGCGAAGAGAGUUACAGUACCGUCAGUUCAUUUGGUCGGCGAAGGUACCAUCCCCGGAGGCCGAAAACCCCCGAUCUGGAUGAAAACCGUGAAAUCCCUCCUCUUCAAUUACCCCCAUCUGCAACAGACCUCACAAUACCAACGGAACAUCUGAUGCAGGCAUUGAGCAUCUAUGAGGUUCUGAGGCAUUUUCGGACCAUUCUCCGUCUGUCACCAUUUUUAUUCGAAGACUUUUGCUCAGCACUUCUCUCUGAUGAGCAAUGUUUGUUGUUAGCAGAGACUCAUAUAGCUUUGAUGAAAUCCUUGUUACGCGAAGAGGAAGCCAAUAACACAACGUUCGGAGCUCACGAUUUAAAAGACAGUAUCAAUAUCGCCUUGUUCUUUUUGGAUGGCAUGACAUGGACAGAGCUGGUCAGGUCUUACCUGGACAGCGAUCAAAACCAAGAAUUUAAACACACGAUUGAGGUGUUGGAAAAAGCUGACUUUCCCUUUGUCGGUAUUGAGGACAAGUUAACUGUCCUACAGACUUUGACAGAUCUCUUCCUUGCCACUAAUGCUGUCAGGGAGGAAAUCAUGAAUGAAGGCAACAUUCAGUAUGAUGAUCAUUGUCGAUCUUGUCAUAAGUUGGGUGACCUCCUAUGCUGCGAGACAUGUCCUGCUGUCUACCAUUUGAAUUGUGUUGAUCCUCCACUUCAAGAAGUUCCUGAGGAUGAUUGGUUAUGUAAUGUAUGUAAAGCCCAUCAGGUAAAAGGCUUGACAGAUUGCAUAUCAGAAGCUGAGCGCAGUGGUUUACUUUGCCGCCAUGAACCUAUUGGUUAUGACAGACAUGGAAGAAACUAUUGGUUUCUUAUACGCAGAAUCGUUGUGGAAAAAGAUAAUGAAACAUGGUACUACAGCUCAAAGGUUCAAUUGGAAGAGUUACUGGAAACUCUGGACAAUGAUGAAUGGGAAGCAGAUUUAGUUGAUGCUAUCAAUGAAAUAAAGGAUGAUGUCUUAAGGCAUAUGAGCCUGACAGAAGACUUGACUAAUACAGCAAAAGGAAACAAAAAAUCUGUUUUAGAAAUUGAAAAUGCAAAUCUUUUGAAAGUACAAACAGAGAGGGCUGCAAAACGCGCUCAGGAGGAGGCUGAGAGAAAAGCACGAGAAGAAGAGGAACAGCGGAAGCGAGAGGAAGAAGAGAGAUUACGUCAGGAGGCAGCCAAGAUUGAAAGGGAACAGGAACAGCAGCAGCAGCAGCAGCUGUUGCAAAACUCAGAAUCUGUAGCACAGAAUUCCAUGCUUUCUGGUUGUACGUCCAUGGUAGGAAGCAGCAGUGGUUCAGUUUUCAUCAUUCCUUCCAGCACAGCAGAUGGCUCUCUUGUGCACAGUACAAAUGCAUCAGGAGAUUGCAAAGAGAAGAGCAGUGAAACGGGAACAUUUGUCGCAGGGAGUUCAGUACCUAUUUCCACACCAGGUUUGAUGACACCACCAAAGCCUGUGGAAGGAAUUUCAGUUGAAGAUGAAGAAAAAAAACAGAAUGAGAAGACAGAGACAGAAACUCGAAGAAUUGUAACUCGGUCUAAGACAGGUUCAUUAACCCCCAAACAGUUCACAGAUUCAAUCACCAGUAGUUCAACAAAGGGUAACCGCUUACCAAACUCUGAGGAUGUUGUUUUAGUAAAUAAAGAAGGUGAAUUGACUCGCGUUACUCGAAGUAAAAGUAGUUCUACAAAUACUUCUUCUGGAUACUUCAGACUGGGCAAUGAAAACAAUUACAAAUCAUUUAGUAACCAAUAUUCUGUCAAUGCUUUGGCUCUCAACAAACAUCAACAUAAUGAAGAAAGAGAUAAGAAACGCUUUUUGUCUCACAAAUUUAGUUUAACACCAUUAAGUGAAUUUAAAUGGAAUGGUAGUCUCUAUGGUAAUCGUAUAUUAACAAUCUCCACAUUGAGAUUAAGCAUUACUCAACUUGAGAGCAAUCUUCCAACCCCUUUUCUGCACCCCAACUGGGCCAUCCACCGGCAAAACUGGCAAAAAGCUGUGCAUAUGUGCCAGAAUCCUCAGGAUUUUGCUCUUGCCCUUGCUAUUCUGGAGGCUUGUAUCAAGCCUGUACUCUUCAAUCCUGUGUGGACAGAAUCACUUGGACAUCAUCGACUGCAAAAGAUAACUGCCAUGGAUCGUGAAGAAAUGAAAAAGAAGGAGAAAGAACAACGUAAACGUCGAGAAGAGGAAGAUGAUCCAAGUCGACUUGUAUGGAUCAAGUAUCCACUUGGCCUUAAGCAUCAGGUUUGGAAACAAAAAGGAGAAGAAUACCGAAUUACCGGUGGUCAUGGUUGGUUAUGGGUUGGAGCAACAAGGGUCUACAAUCUUGUUCCUAUGGACACGGUUGGCUUGCGUGCUGUUGCAGCUAAGCUUCAAGCUCGUAAACGCAAAUCUGGUGAAGAUACACCUACGAAACUUUCCAAAAUUGCUAAGAAAGAAAAUGGUGAUGCUGAGAAUAGAGAAAUUGGUGACCUCAAACAAGAAGAUGCAAAUGAAAGCAAAAACCUUGGAGUAUCAGGAGGCAGUGGUGACAGCAUUUGCAAUAUGGAAGUUGAUGAGAAUUGUGUGAAAGUGGAACUAACUGAGCCCAACAUGAACAGUGAAGGAAGCGUGAAGGAUGAGGCCAAAAGCUCUACUGAGGUUUCCAAUGCAAAGAUGGAAAUAGAUGUUCGUAGUGAGGCAAAACAUAUUGAAUCUUCAGCAUCAUUAUCCACCAAAGUGGCAAGCAUGUUUAAUAAGGAGGGUGCUGAAGUCACAGUGGGAGAAGGGAGUAAAACUGAGGAGAUCGCAAAUGAAGUUGAAAUGAAAACUGAAGACAACACUGAUUUGAAAGCAAAAUGCAAUUUGCCAACAAAUUGCAACAAGAUGAACAAAUGUGUUUUCCUUGCUCCUCCAUAUUCAGGUUUGCCUCCUAAGGUAGAUGUGGACAUCAUUGAUGUAAGUGAGGCCAUCCAGGAGAAGACUUACUAUCCUAAAGCAGUUAAGCCUCCUUCAAAAUUAGAUUGCCUCUUAGAACGUCGUCUCAAGUGUGAUGAAAUGGAGAAGAAACAGAGAUUAGCAAUUGAACAGCAGAUAAACAUUAAAUUGAAACUGCAGGCUGCCAACUCACAGGUAAAGAUCCUUACUACAGCUCUAAAAUCAGAACAGAAGGUAGCUCAGGAAAAUAUUAACCCUGCUGUACGAUAUACUUGUUACUGCAUUGCUUGUCGUCAGAAAUCUACUUUUGUUAAACAAGGAAUUUCUAUAACAACCAGUACAGCUGCUGCCACUGGCCUCUCCUCUUGUUACUCUCCAUCUUGUCGAAGAGCCAAGCCUACUGUUACUGCCACCACUUUGCUGACUUCCUCAGUUAUUGCUGCCCCCACUGCUACGGUUGCUGCUGGUAGCUCACUAUUGAAAACUAUCACACAGUUAACAACUUUAGCCUCAACGACAGCACCGGCAGUUGCAACUUCAGUGGUCAAAACUGUUCCUAUGGUCACUGCAACCACAGCCAUUCCUAACAAACCUAUAAUGGUUGCAAGCCCAGUAGCUAAACCUACUAUGGUUGCAGUUCCAUCAGCUAGUGCUAUUGUGACUGCAUGUACAAGUACUGUAGUGGCCACACCAGCAACCAUAGUGACGGCUGCUGUACCUACUAUUCCAGCAACCAUUGUAACAACAACUGCAAACCUUAGUACAGCCACUCCUCAAACCACACUGGUAACAGCAGCACCAGCUGCUAUCUCAGUUGUAGCCAAAGUAGUUUCAUCUGCAGCUUCUACCAUAACAGCAACUAAUACAAGUGUCCCAACAAUACCUGUAGUGACACCUACAACAACAACAGCAGUACCAGCUUCCAAGCCUGCUGUAACAACAAUAACUGGAACAACAUCAGCUACUGCAGUCUCUACUCUACCUGCCAGCAUAGCAUCAUCUGCUGUUCGUAUUAUCCCAGUAACUGUUGCAACAUCUGCUAUAUCAGUGUCUGCAGCCAACUCUACUGUGCCAACUAUACCAGUAACGAUAGCAUCAAUGGUCUCUACAACAAAUUCUGUCACCCCAACAGCACCUCCCUCGUCAGCUCCUACUACACAACAAGUUACUAUUGCAAUGCCCUCCUCACAUCCUCUGACUGCCAAAAUUCCUGUCUCCAUAACAACUCCAGUAACCACAACUGCCAUGGUGGUAAUAACUGCUCCUGCAUCACUUAAUUCUCUUAACAAAUCAACGGCUCUACCACCAACAAGCAUGGAAAAGACUUCUGUGAAGACGUUAAUAGUUAAUGGGAAGAAAGCAGACAGCGAUACAUCGGCUACAAACAAUAAUAAAGAAGAAGAAAUUGAUGUAGAAGGGGACAAGGAAAACACUUCCAAAUCCCUUCUUGUCAAUUCUGAGAAUUCCUCAAAACCUUUGGCUGAUGGAAUUGUAGUCAGCAAAACUCUGCUUCCAAAAUUGUCUUCAGACAUAUCACUGCUGCCAUCUAGUGGUGUAGCCCUGGCUAAAGCUGCCUCUGUCACUUCAGGCGAGGUGAAGAGUAGCCCUGCUAAAGUAAGUACUACCAUGGCCACUACUAACAGCAGUACUGUGGCACAGCUACUGACGGCUAAACCUGCUAUUGCACCAACAUUGACUCCUGCCCAAAUUGCUGCACGUCAGGCCCUGGCUGCUAUGACAGUUGAUGAACUCAGGGCCAAGAUUCCCCCAAUAAGGACUACAAAAGAUAAAUUUAGACUCCCCAAAUUUUCAAAAAUAGGCAAAAGGACCAAAAUGCUGCGGAAGAGCAGUUUACCUGUAUGUCAAAAAUUUCAGACGCCCGGAAAAUGGAAAAGCAUUUUUGUUUUAGAAAUGCAUGAUCUGAAACGUAUGGCAAGGAAGGGUGGCAAUAUGGAAGCAUCAGGCUUCAACUACAACUGUAAAAUGAACCAUGUAAACUGGAUUUAUCAAUGUCCGCGGCCUUCUUUUAAAUCUGCUUGGCGCUAUCGCACACAAACUUUAAAAUCCCUAGCAGCAGCUGGCCUGCAACUGCGGAUUCUCUGGGUGUGUUUACGAUGGGAUGAUAUGGCUGUGAAGGCCCCUGCAGGGGGGACCAACACUGUCUCCACAGAAACUGAAAUUACCACUACUGAACUGUUGAAAAGACGAGAUAUAGGCCCAUAUGGUUUGCGCUCUGAGUUCUUAGUGCGCAAAAUUGUUGUACCUAUUGGCCUACCUAGUCAGCAAAGAGAAAAAUAUACUCCUCAACGAAGUGGUUUACGUGAACGUAAACGAGCAGAAUCUCCAAAGCAGACUGAACCCAGUGUCACUGAAACUUGGACACCUGAGGAGCAGUUGGAACUCUGGGAAAUUAAACAAUUUGGUGAAAAGCUAGAGAAACAGCGAGCAGCUCUACAAGAAAAGUCUAGUCAAAGAUCUAGCGGUAGCAGUUCAGGUAGUUCUUCUGGUACAGGUCUUGUCCAAAAUGCAGCUCAGAUAAAAGCACAGAUGGAACUGCAAUUAAAACAACAAAGACAAAACCUUCAACAAAAACGACUCUUGCAGGAUGCCAGCAAGAACAGUACAGCCAGUUCAGGUGGUACAGUCGUAACACUAGCCUUGGGAACUAAUACCACAACUUCGUUGAAGGCCACAAGUACCCCCACCAUCAUCUCAGCCCCAGCAGUUAUCAAACGGGUUCAAGUGCAGCCAAAGACCAUUAUUGCUUCUCCAGCCUCUUCUUCUGGUGGAUCCGUUACCACCAGUAGCAGCAUCCGGCCUGGAGUGAAAGUUCAAUUACCUGCCUCAACCAUCACCCUUCGUCCUACAGCCAAUGUAACUUUGGCACCUAAACCUGGUACAGUUGUCUCAACUUCCACUGGUACUGCAACCAGACUAAUUGCUCCAGGACAAAUACAAACAACUCGAGCAACUGUCCAGAUUAGGCCACAAGUCAUUGCUCAAGGCAUGCCUGGCCAAGUUCAAAAUGUACAAAUUAUUCAAGGUCCACAAGGCCAGCUUCAAGUGCGUGGACUUCUGCCAGGUCAGCAGAUAGUGAGGUUACCUGAUGGCCGUCUCCAGUUGAUUACCCUUCCCACUACCGCACCUACAGUGGCUACAGUCACUACAACUACAACACCUGGCCAAGUACGUCCCCAAGUGACCAUCAGACCCCAGCAACAAACAGUUUUACUCAGUUCUCCAACUGCAGCAGCCACUACCAGACUAGUGGUACCAGCAGCAACUACCACCACCACCACUACCACCACUGCAGCUGCUACUGCAGCUGCUACUGCAGCUGCUACUGCAGCAACCACUACACCCCAAGCAACUGCUCCCACUACCGCUAACACCGCCCCAACAGUAACUACUGCUUCUGCUCCAACCAAUGCAGCCUCAACUACCACAACGACAGCACCAACCAGUGCUAUUGUAUCACUAGCAAAUACGGCCACUAAUGUGGAAACGACAGCCACAACAACAACAACAUCAACGACAGUUGUAUCACGUCCAGCUAGUAGUGCAGCAACUGCCGGUACUACAAUUCUGACUGCUUCUCCAUUGACCAGCCGUGUAAUUGCUAAACCAAUUGUAUCAGUAGUGACCAGCCGUACUGGCACAUCGACAGUCCCCAUUGCCAUCAUGAACACGAGUGGUGCCGUUACAGGCACUAGUGUGUUAGCCGCAGCCCGUCCCAUCGCAGCUCUGACAGCUGGCUCUAAUACUGCAGCGGCGGCUUCUUCUGGCACAACCACAACUACAACCUCUACAUCUGCCACAACAAACACAACCACCAAAUAUGCACUUACCCCUCAAGUUGUUCAACAAGUUGUGCGUCAAGCGUUGCUACAAAAUCAGAGCCCAGAGAUUCAAGCGAAGCUGUUGGCUUACCAGAGACAGAUGCAGGCCCAGAAGGUGCAGCAGCCGCUUACCACACUCCAAGCUCUGGCAGCCAUUCAGGGCAAAUCAAAAGAUAAAAUCAUCACUGCCCUACCUCAUCAGGUUGUAUUGAAGCAAACUACUGGCACUGGUAGUAGUACAACACCAGUGGUCACUGCUACAACUCUGACCACUACAGAGCAACCCAAAGUAAAACCUAAAGCACUCACUCAGGAGCAAAAGGAGGAGCAAGUAAGGUUGUCCGUAUGUAGCCAGGUGAUGAAAUCAAUGCUGGAUAAAAUUGAAAAAGAGGAGAAAGUAGAACAGAAGCGCAUCAAGAAGCAAGAAUCUGCUGAGGAAAAGCAGAAACGUGUGAUGGCAACUAAACUGCAGGCCAUACUCUUUAAACAAAAAGAAGCAUUGAAGAAAGAGAUUUUAAGGAAGCGUUCUCUUAUGGAGAAGAACUUACAACAAGACAUCCAGAUGGAAAUUAAUGAACGAAUUAAGCAGAAGAAAAAGAAACCCGCUUCUAAGACACAUGCAACUACAACACCUCCAACAAAUGCAGUACGCCGUAAGGAAGACACUUUGAAUGCUUCUGUUGCUGCUCCACCUGCUCCAGCUUCAGUAACAUCCUCUAAGAAAAAGAAACAAAAGAUUAUCUCCACAGGCAGCAGUAAAUCAUUCAACCCAGCUGAGAAACUGUACUGCAUAUGCAAGACACCCUAUGAUGACUCCAAGUUCUACAUUGGUUGUGAUCUGUGUUCCAAUUGGUUCCACGGGGCAUGUGUGGCUGUCUCCGAGGAGCAGGCACAGUACAUAGAAUCCUACGUAUGUGAUGAAUGCAAACUGCAUCGGGAGAACACAUCAGAAGAACUCUACUGCAUAUGCAGAACUCCUUAUGACGAGUCACAAUUUUAUAUUGGUUGCGAUCGGUGUCAAGACUGGUUUCAUGGUCGUUGCGUGGGUGUCACAAAAAGUGAAGCAGACAGCAUGGACACGUACCUUUGCCCUACUUGUAAGAAGAACGAACAUGGUGACAAAUAUUCUCAAAGAGUAAUGUCCGACAAAGAUUAUGAUAGCUUACGACGUCUGCUUCGAAGUCUUCAGGCACACAAAAUGGCCUGGCCAUUCCUUGAACCAGUCAACAAAUUGGAAGCUCCAGAUUAUUAUGAUGUUAUCAAAGAACCCAUGGAUUUAUCGACUGUAGAAGAACGUCUUAGUAAAAAACAUUAUACACGCCUCACAGACUUCAUAAAAGACAUGACAAAGAUUUUUGAUAAUUGUCGUUAUUACAACCCCAGUGACUCACCAUUUUACCAAUGUGCUGAGGUUUUGGAGACUUUCUUUGUACAGAAGCUGAAAACCCUGAAGGAGAAAUUCUAA